This is a messenger RNA of Ichthyophthirius multifiliis, 2034 nucleotides long. RefSeq lists its product as hypothetical. The record is from RefSeq and is a predicted model, not a curated record. Gene Ontology annotation, biological process: glutathione metabolic process. Gene Ontology annotation, cellular component: cytosol. Gene Ontology annotation, molecular function: 5-oxoprolinase (ATP-hydrolyzing) activity. The transcript has 2 exons. Lineage: Eukaryota; Ciliophora; Oligohymenophorea; Hymenostomatida.
AUGGACUUAGAAUAAGCUUUAUAAAAUCCCAUUUUUACUUUCUCUUCUUCAAUAAUAAAUUCACUUAAAGGCGGUGCUGAGCUAUUUUAAUGCCAAAAAGAUGUUAUUGUUGUAGAUAUAGGGGGAACUUCAACUGAUAUUUCUGUCAUGAAUAAUGGAAUGCCCCUAACAGCGAAUAAAUAUACAUAAUUAAAUGGAAUAUAAUUAAAUUUUAGGGCUCCUUUAGUCCAUACAUUAGCUUUAGGAGGAGGAUCUAUAGUAGAAAUUGAAAGAAAUAGCAAUGGGGUUCCUGAAUUAAAAAUAAAAAAUGAGUCAAUCGCAUUUAGACUAACUGAUGACGCAGUUUGCUUUUCCAAAAAAAACAAAAUUUUAUGCAAUACAGAUUUUGCUUUAUAUUAAAAUAAAAACUUUCAUAUAGCUGGAGCAGAAAAAGAGAACUUUUUUGAAUAUUUAAAAGAACUAGGAUUCGAAAAUGAAAUAGAGUAUAUUUUAAAAGAACACAAACGAAUAAUUACACAAAAACUUUUUUCAGAAAUCGAAACAUUAAUUAACUAAAACAAACAAACUCAAUUAAUUCUCGUAGGAGGAGGUUCAUGUUUAGUAGAUACGUAAUUUUUACAAAAAGAAAGCAAUAAUAUUUUAAAUAUAGUUGAUAUUCCAUCUAAAAAUGCUAAUUUUUAAGCCGUCGCGAACGCAUACGGAGCCAGCCUGGCUGAUAUUACAGAAGUUAUAGAAAAAGAUAUAUAUAUAUUACCAGAUGGACCUACAGAAUUCGAAUUAGUAGAAUAAUUAUAAUAAUAAUUAAUCAAAAAGAUACAGGAAAAAGGUUCUUCUUAAAACCCAGAAAUUGUAGAAAUUAUUGUUUCAAAAAAAGCUUAUACAAAUUAAAUUAAUACAAAAAGUGUCUAUAUAAAAGCCAAAGGAAGAUUCGAUUGGAUUUUUAAAAAUACUCCUAAAUAACCUGUUCUUAAUUCUAUUUAAAAGAUACCACCAGAAAAUAUUACCCAAAAUCCAAUUAGUAUUCAAAAAAUAAACAUUCUUUUCAAAACUCCUACUUUACCUCCUUAUUAAAAUCAAGCACAUGGAUAUUUAAAUUCAGUACUAACCCUUUCCAAUGAAUAAGAUUUUGAAUACUUAGCCUGGGGAUGUGCAGUUUUAGGUUCUGGAGGAGGUGGCUCAAUUGAAAAAUCUUUAUUAUAAUGCAAACUUUUAUUUAACUAGUAAAAUAAUAUUCCUUUUAAUAUAUAUGACCCUCUUUCAAUGAAUGAUACUGAUAUGGUUUGCACUGUAGGCCAUUUCGGGGCUCCUUCAGUUUCUUUAGAAUAUUGCAAUAGUAUACAAGAGCUAUAUGGAGUAUACUAGUGUCUGAAUAAAUACACGGGUGAAAAAAUAAAUGGUAUUGCCUGUAGUGAAUUAGGCGGUUGUAAUGGAGUUUCAUGCUUAGUUUUGAGUUUGGCAACAGGAAUUCCCUUAUUUGAUUGCAAUAUAAUGUGUAGAGCUUUUCCUGAAUAUAAAAUGACUUUGCCUUCUAUAAAUGGAGUUAGUGCUUUGCCUAUAUGCUUGGGAGACUCGAAAUAGAAUAGAUUUUUGAUUGAUAAUUUAUAUGAAAAAGGGGAAAAAGAAUAUGAAAAAUUAGAAUAAAUAAUGAGAAAAUGGGUACUUGAGGAUUUCGGCCUAGCUGGAAAUUUGGCUUCUUAUCCUUCAAAUAAACAAUUCAUUAAAGAAAAUUAUUUUUUUAAAGGAUAUUAGUUAUGUUUUUAGAUAGGAAAAGUACUACAUGAAAAUAUUAAUAUGAAUAGUGGUUAAUAUGAGUAAGAAUAAAUACCAUGUGUUAUGACCCCGGAUAUUAUUACUAUAGUAGAUGAUUUUAAAGGGUAGGUUAUACAUAGUGAAGAUGUUUGUUAUGGAUAGAAAGUUAUUGCUUUUGCAAUAAGAACGGAUGAUAAAUUUAAAACUAAAGAUGCCUUAAGGUUAGUAGGGCCUUAGGCAAUGGGUUUAGGAGUUGAUUUUUAAUAUAAAUCUUUUUAUGAAUGA